AUGAAGAAAGAAGCCGCGGUGAAAUUGGAAAAGGCCAAACUCGAAGAACAAGAGAAAAAUGCGGCCGCGGAGAUCGAACGCAAGAAAGUCGAGCUAGACACCGAGUUACAUGUGUUGCAGUUGGAUAGAGAAGCGGCCGCCGCGGAAGCGCAAGCAGAGAUCCUGGAGGCUGCCGUAGAUCAGCACGGCGGGGAGCAUCACAUCUGUCGGACUGUCGAGGAGGCAUCCGAAGACCGCGCUCAACGUACCUUUGACUACGUGCUUGACCAGGCUCACGUGCGCAUUGGCCCGCGUCAGCAAUCGCAGCGGCUUGACGGCGGAGAGCAUUACGUCUUUCAGAACGUUGAUGAAGCACCUGAAGAUCACGCUCCACGCCCUCCUAGCGCUCACAACCAAAGAAUCACCCAGAAUAUUGCUCGUCAGCAGGGAGAUGAAGCUAACGCCCCAGAACUGACCGCCAUGGCAAAGUAUCUGAUUCGACGCGACCUUGUGAGUACCUCACUUACGAAGUUUGACGACUGCCCUGAGAACUACCGGGCGUGGAAAUCUACAUUCAAGGGAAUGACACGGACUCUCGAGGUCACGGCAAGCGAAGAACUUGACCUUCUCGUGAAAUGGCUUGGUACCGAGUCGUCGAGCUACGCAAAGCGGCUGCGUUCCGUGCACGUCGACAGCCCCGAAGCCGGGUUAGAGGUAGUUUGGGAAAGACUUGAGGAAUGCUAUGGUCGUCCGGAAAUUAUAGAAGAGGCCAUCUUCAGGAGAAUCGCAAGUUUCCCCAGACUGUCCGACAAGGACACCGAGAAACUGAGAGAGCUGGGAGACCUGCUUCUUGAAGUUGAGGCUGCAAAAUGUGACCCUCACCUGACUGGGCUUUCCUAUCUGGACACGGCAAGAGGAGUAAACCCCAUUGUAGAAAAACUGCCGCAGCGCUUGCAAGACACGUGGAUAGCGAAAGGCUCGAAGUACAAACAAGAUCAUCGGGUCGCCUUUCCCCCUUUUUCGUUCUUUGCCAGCUUUAUUAGGGACCAAGCGAAAACGAGAAACGAUCCUAGCUUCAAACUCAGCACCGCAAGUGGCACCCCUUCAAGGCUCCCAAGAGCAGACAGAUGGGCAGCGAAUGAUGGCACGAGAAGAACGCCCAUCUCAGUGCAACUGACGGACGUGGAGGCAAGCACCGACCAUCCGCCCUCAAACGCACCAAAGUGGCAAUAUACAACCAAGUAUUGUCCUCUGCACAGGAAGCCUCACCCCCUCCAGAAGUGUCGUGCUUUCAGAGAAAAACCGCUGGAUGAACGAAAAUCUCUGCUGAAAAAUUAUGGGAUAUGCUUCAGGUGCUGCGCUUCAACAGACCACUUUGCAAGAGACUGCAAAACAGUUCUCAAAUGCGACGAUUGUGGUAGCGAGAGGCAUGCCACAGCACUUCAUGCUGGCAAUGUCAACCAUAGGUCUACUGUGGCUCAUCACGACUCUGAAGAUGUAAGUCUAGACCAAGAUUCCGCACUUGAGGUGUCAUCUAAGUGUACAGCGGUCUGCGGUCAAAGCGGCGGUGGCAAAUCCUGCUCUAAGAUCUGCUUGGUGAAAGUUAGUCACCCGACUCAGCCCCACAACACUGAAAAAAUGUAUGCCAUCUUAGACGACCAGAGCAACAGGUCCCUUGCAAGAACAGAGUUCUUCGACAUUUUCGGGCUCAAUGGUGACAGUUCCCCCUACACACUAAGGACAUGUGCUGGGACUACAGAGGCGAUAGGAAGAAGAGCAUCCGGCUUUCUCAUUGAGGACAUUCAUGGCUCCGUGAAGCUACCCUUGCCAACACUCAUCGAGUGCAACGAGAUGCCUAACAACAGGAACGAGAUUCCAACACCGGAAGUGGCAUCGCAUCACCCUCAUCUCAGAGCUGUAGCUAAAUUCAUUCCUCGUUUGGACCCAGAGGCCAAGAUUCUACUUCUCCUUGGGAGAGACAUCCUCAGAGUACACAAGGUUCGACAACAGCGCAACGGACCGGCUGAUGCUCCAUUUGCUCAGAGACUGGAUCUGGGAUGGGUCAUCGUGGGGAAUGUCUGCAUAAGUCGAAGUCGCACACCGGACUCUGUGAGCAACCUCAAAACAAACGUCCUUGAAAAUGGACGUCCCUCCCUUUUCGAGCCAUGCCAGAAUCAUUUUCUGGUCAAGGAGAAGCUCGCUGACACGCAAGGGUCGACACAAUGCUUCCAACCAGCUCAGAACGCUGCUAGGAAUGACCACUGUGACGAUGGGGUCGCUGAAACGCUGUUCCACACAACGAAGGAUGACAACAGACCUUCCCUUUCCGUCGAGGACAGGAAGUUCUUGAAGCUGAUGGACGAGGAGUUCUCAAGGGACGAAUCCAACAGUUGGGUAGCGCCUCUUCCCUUUCGUUCUCCAAGACCUUGGCUUCCGAAUAACAAGUGCUUGGCUGAGUCACGCCUCACUGCUGUCCAACGGACCUUGAAGAGAAAGCCAGAACUGAGGGAACAGUUCGCGAGCUUCAUGGACAAGAUGUUCAAGAACGGCCACGCCGAGGAAGCUCCACCGGUUCGAGAAGGAGAAGAAUGUUGGUACCUCCCCAUCUUUGGUGUUUGCCAUCCACGAAAGCCCGGGGAAACGCGAGUCGUGUUCGACUCCAGUGCACAGUUUAAGGGCGUGUCUCUAAACAGUGUGCUGCUUACCGGUCCAGACAUGAUCAACGGCCUGCUUGGAGUGCUCAUCCGAUUCCGGAAAGAGCCCGUAGCCAUUACUGUGGACAUUAAGCACAUGUUCUACUGCUUCUUGGUACGAGACGACCACCGAAAUUAUCUGAGAUUUCUGUGGUUCCGCAACAACAACAUCUAUAGUGACGUGGUGGAGUACCGAAUGAAGGUACACGUAUUUGGAAACAGCCCUUCACCAGCAGUUGCAACGUACGGGCUGCGGAGAACAGCACGAGAAGGAGAGGAAGAAUUUGGCAGCGACGUCAGGCAGUUCAUCGAGAGGGAUUUCUAUGUCGACGAUGGGUUGAAGUCUCUCCGCAACGUCAAGGACGCCAUCAGCCUAAUACGUCGCACGCAACAGAUGUUGGCCGCAUCAAACCUCAAGCUCCACAAGAUAGCCUCUAACUGCCCUACAGUGUUGGAAGCCUUUCCAGAAGAAGACCGUGCCAAGGGUUUGAAGGAUCUUGACUUGAGCAAUGGCUCACAGCCGAUCCAACGCAGUCUGGGAGUUUCUUGGAAUCUGAAGAAGGAUGUGUUCACAUUUACGAGUCCAGACCAAGAAAAGCCAUUCACUCGGCGCGGUGUCUUGUCAGUGGUGAAUAGCCUGUAUGACCCACUUGGGUUUGUUGCUCCAGUCAUCGUUCAAGGAAAGUCCCUCCUCCGAGAGCUAGUCGCUGAGACAUGCGACUGGGACUGCCCACUUCCUGACGAAAAGAGAGCCGCCUGGGAGGCGUGGAAGGACUCCUUGCAAGUACUCGAGCAGCUGGACAUACCUCGCACCUAUGCCCCUACCUCACUUACUACCGCAGAGAGGAAGGAACUGCACAUAUUCUCCGACGCAUCAACCAAAGCUGUGGCUGCAGUGGCGUACCUCAGAGUGACAUAUCCAGAUGGCGCGUGUCAUGUCGGGUUCGUCAUAGGAAAGGCUAAGCUAGCACCGCAUCCGGAACACACCAUCCCAAGGCUUGAACUGUGCGGCGCGGUGUUGGCAGUGGAGCUAGCAGAGCUUAUCAGUCGUGAUAUAGAUAUGGAACUUGAUGCUGUAAACUUCUAUACUGACAGCAAGGUCGUCCUAGGCUACAUACAUAAUGAGACGCGAAGGUUUUUUGUGUAUGUCAGUAACAGGGUGGAACGCAUAAGGAGCUCUACACGGCCAGACCAAUGGCACUAUGUUCCUUCUGACAUCAACCCUGCGGAUCUCGGAACCAGGUCUGUGCCAGCAGCCCAAAUGGCAGGAUCGACCUGGCUGACAGGCCCGGACUUUUUGCAUCGUCAAGAACGCUGCUCGCAGGUAUUGAAGGGCAAGUUCGACUUGGUCGAUGCGGAUUCCGACACGGAGGUAUUGAAGGGCAAGUUCGACUUGGUCGAUGCGGAUUCCGACACGGAGGUGCGGCCCCAGGCAAAUGUUCUCGCAACCAGUGUGGGCGUGAAACAACUCGGCAGCAAGCGGUUCGAGCGCUUCUCAAAAGUCUCAGGGAUUAUAAAUUCGCGACCCCUCGUUCCUGUUUCAACGGACCCCGAGUGCUGGGAAGUGCUGACUCCGGCAGUGCUUCUGACCCAGAAGGUUGGCGGCAACACAGUGCCACCAGUCUUUAACGACAAAGAUAUAUAUCGGCGACAGUGGCGGCAGGUUCAGUGGCUGGCCGACGCCUUUUGGUGCCGCUGGCGACGCGAGUUCCAUACCACCCUGCAGAGUCGUCGCAAGUGGCAGGGCCCAACGCGGAGUCUCAAGCCAGGUGACCUCGUCCUCCUGAGAGACAGCCAGGUUCACCGCAACGAGUGGCCCAUGGGACUCAUUGUGAACGCUAUUGCGAGUGAGGAUGGCAAGGUGCGAAAGGUGGAAAUCAAGACGGCAACACGGGGAGUGAUUAAGACGUUUCUCCGUCCUGUGACUGAGACAGUCCUGCUUAUUCCUUGUGAGGACUGA
Messenger RNA from Dermacentor albipictus, 4632 nucleotides. NCBI's taxonomy places the organism in Eukaryota, Metazoa, Arthropoda, Arachnida, Ixodida, Ixodidae. The record is from RefSeq and is a predicted model, not a curated record.